Emiliania huxleyi CCMP1516 is the source of this 1059-nucleotide messenger RNA. RefSeq lists its product as hypothetical. The record is from RefSeq and is a predicted model, not a curated record. Bases 1 to 768 code for a protein of 255 amino acids. The transcript is spliced from 3 exons. Lineage: Eukaryota; Haptophyta; Isochrysidales; Noelaerhabdaceae.
AUGGCCGAUGAUCCCGCGCCUCUUGUGGGCCUCCAGCCAUCCUCAUACGAGGUGGGCAAGGACGAGUACGUUCCGCCACUAUUUGCCCUUCCUGGCGACUACGAGGAGGCCGAGUUUGAGUUUGAGACCGGGAGCCACCGCCUGCACCAGGCCGUGACCGGCUGGAGGGAGGGCGGGUGCGACAUCCUCUGGUCGAUGGUCAUGCCUGCGACCGUGGCGCUCAACUUGGACCGCCUUGUAGGGCGGACGGUACUGGAGCUGGGGGCGGGCUGCGGCUUGGUUGGCCUCAUCGCUGCUCAGACCGCGAGCCAUGUUGUGAUCACAGAUGGCGACGUGCCUGAGGUCGCACUGUGCACGGACAACGCUGCCCGCCACGCGCCAAGCCACGCACGAGUGGAGGCGGCGCACCUGGCUUGGGGCGCGAGACCCUCGCAGCAGGCGCAAGCGGAGGGCCGGCUCGGCGGGUGCCGCGCCUUUGACGUCAUUAUCGCCUCGCAGGUGGUCUAUGUGCUGGCGUGCAUCCCCGCGCUCGUGGAGACGUUUGCGACGCUGCUCGCGCCAGAUGGCGAGGUCUGGCUCUACAAUGACCGCGUGAGUUACAGCCUCGGGCCAGACGGCCAGACGGAGUGCCGCGCGUGCCUCGACAAGGCCCUCGCGUCACACGGGCUCGCCGCCACCGCCGACACGUGCUUACGCCUGCCGCGAGAUUUCGACGAGCUGCCGUCGCAUGCAUAUCUGCUGCGGAUUACACGUGCUCCAUCGGCCUGAGAGGGCUUGCGCUGGGGUCUCACGUUCGUGUCUUGCGAGAAGGCAGGCAGGCACCACAGGCGAGUUGCAGUUGGCGAGACCGGAGCUCCGGUCGCGGCGACGACAACCAUCGACCUGGAGCUGGACGCUGUGCUUGGUGCUGCCCACCAGCCCUGCUGGUGUACGGAACUCGCAACUCCGUACUCGGCGUCCGCUCUUGUCCACGCGUGUUGCCAUCAGAUUCUACAAUAGAUUAUAGAACAGAUUUCGCGUUCCCCACCUUUCAGUUUACGCGUUAUUUGAAAUUAUAAA